This is a messenger RNA of Lolium rigidum, 1953 nucleotides long. Its product is annotated as cysteine-rich receptor-like protein kinase 44. The coding region runs from base 1 to 1899 and encodes 632 amino acids. Gene Ontology annotation, molecular function: protein kinase activity; ATP binding. The record is from RefSeq and is a predicted model, not a curated record. Gene Ontology annotation, biological process: protein phosphorylation. NCBI's taxonomy places the organism in Eukaryota, Viridiplantae, Streptophyta, Magnoliopsida, Poales, Poaceae. The transcript is spliced from 6 exons.
AUGCCAUCCGUGAAGGUGAAGCCUCCAUCCCCAGCGCCGGCCCUCGUGCUCCUCCUCUUCGCGGCAAGCUUCGCAGUUUCCCAGGCGCGGAUAAUCUGCGGCGACUCUGCUGCAUCUCCCUCCCCGGCACCAGCGCCGUCGUCAACCACCUCCAACAGCACUGCGUUCGCUGCCAACCUCCAAACUCUCCUGAACGCGCUCCCCCAGGCCACGGCUCCCACGGGCUUCGCCUCCCUGUCCUUGGGCACCGGCCGCGACCAGGUCUUCGUCCGCGGCCUCUGCCGUGGCGACACCGCGCAGUCCACGUGCCUCGCCGACCUGAUAGAGGCCGUCCAGGACUUGAGCGGCCGGUGCCCCUCCAGCCGGAGCGCGGGGCUAUGGUCCUGGAGGUGCUACAUCAGCUACGCCGACACCAACGACUCGGCCGCCUACGAGCAGCGAAUCUACGACACGGUCUACGAUAGCCGCACGCUGGCCGACCCGGACAGCUACCAGCGGUCGUACUACGCGCUGAUGAGUCGCCUUGUGGCGCGCGCGUCAGGCGGCGGCGGCAACAGAUCGGCGAGGACGAGCAUGUUCGCCACCGGGGAGGCGGUGUACGCGCCCGGCGACCCGAACGGGACGCUGUACGGGAUGGUGCAGUGCAUGAGGGACCGCAGCGACGCCGAGUGCGAGCGGUGCCUGCAGGGGCUGGUGCCGCGGCUGCCGUCGUGCUGCUGGAGAAACCAGGGAGGGGUGGCGCAGAACUUCAACUGCCACCUGCGGGUUCAGCUAUACACCUACUAUGACCUGGCGCUCGACGCGCCGCCUCCGGCUCCGGCUGCUCCACCAUCGCCGCCGGUGCCAAUACGCGGUGAACGUACAGAUGAUGCUAGAGAAGAUACUUCCGAGCAAUUUACUCUGCCGUUGCUGAGGGCUGCGACGGGCAACUUCGCCGCGGAAAACAAGCUUGGAGAGGGAGGUUUUGGGCAGGUUUUCAAGGGUAUACUGCCGAAUGGGCAAGUGAUAGCAGUGAAAAGGCUCUCCCAGAGUUCAGCACAGGGAUUCCACGAGCUGAAGAAUGAGCUGCUGCUGGCCGCCAAGCUUCUGCACAGGAACAUCGUGCGGCUCCAUGGGGUCUGCUUGGAGGAGCGAGAGAAGCUGGUGGUGUACGAGUAUCUGCCCAACAGGAGCCUCGACACCGUCCUUUUCGAUAAUGGUCGGCGGCGCCGGCGGCAUGGCCUGGACUGGCAUAAAAGGUACACCAUCAUCUGCGGGAUCGCUCGUGGCCUGUUAUAUCUCCACGAGGAGUCCCAGCUGAGGGUCAUCCACCGAGACCUCAAGCCGAGCAAUGUCCUGCUCGACGAGAACAUGAACCCCAAGAUCUCGGAUUUCGGGCUGGCUCGAGCAUUCCGGGGAGACCAGUCCAGAGACGUCACCAAGCGACCAGCUGGUACCCUUGGGUACAUGUCGCCGGAGUACGCUUACAGCGGGCACGUUUCCACCAAGUCGGACAUAUACAGCUUUGGCGUCAUUGUGUUGGAGAUUGUCACCGGCCGGAGGAACAACGGCCCCUGCCCUGACGCCGACGCCAACAACUUGUUAAGCGAAGUAUGGGACAAGUGGAGAUCUGGAAAAGCAGCGGAGAUGGCGGAUGGGUCGCUGGGCGACCACUACCCUCGGUCUGAGAUGCUCAACUGCGUGCACAUCGGGCUCCUCUGCGUCCAGAAGAAACCGGCGAUGAGACCCGACGCGUCGGAGGUCGUGCUAAUGCUGAGCAGCCAGUCCAUGUCACGGCGGACGCCCUCCCGGCCAGCAUUUUACUCCGGCCACUCCUCUACCAGCGGCAGCGACUCACAUGUUAGUGGUGUAAACGUCUCAGAGAAUGGCGUGACCAUGUCUGAUCUUCAAGCUAGGUAGUUUGGUAGAGAAAAUGGAGAAGAUCAAGGGUCCAAUACAUUUGGUACCUGUACA